AUGGUUUUACCCGAGAAAGAAACAGAAUCAUCAUGCCAUUCAUCGUCAAACGAAGAAACCGAUACCGGAAAGCAGACCACCGACCUUGAGAACCAGGACUCGUCUUCAACACCAGCUCGUGCGCUAUUUCCAGAAACAGACCUAGAUCAUGGCAUCGUUGGCUGGGAGGGACAAGAUGAUCCCAAGAAUCCACAAAAUUUUUCUCCUGGCAAAAAGUGGGCUUUGCUCAGCUUGAUCAGUGCAAUGACUCUGAUCUCGCCUCUUGCUUCAAGCAUGUUCUCGCCGGCGAUCUCUUUUAUGGCAGCCGAGUUCAAGGAGACCAAUGAGACAAUCCUUUCUUUUAGCGUUAGCAUCUAUCUUCUUGGGUACACAUUCGGUCCCCUUCUACUCGCCCCUCUUAGUGAAAUAUAUGGUCGUCGUGUCGUCCUCAGCGCUGCAAACUGGUUCUUCGUGAUAUGGCAAAUUGGCUGCGCUCUCGCCCAGAAUAUUGAAACUCUCAUUGUCUGUCGACUGUUUGCUGGAAUCGGCGGAUCGGGCUGCCUCACUCUAGGAGCUGGUGUAAUUGCAGAUUUAUUUCCAACCGAGCAACGAGGCAUGGCAACCUCAAUCUGGGCCAUGGGACCGCUUGUGGGACCGGUGGUUGGUCCCAUUGCUGGUGGUUUCCUUGGCGAGGCAGUUGGGUGGCGGUGGGUUUUCUGGCUUCUACUCAUUGCGGGUGGAGCAAUGUCUCUCGGUGUGGAGAUCCUAAAUCAAGAGACCUACGCGGCGGUUCUCAUCAGAUGGAAGACGGAGAAGUUGGCUAAAGAGACUGGACGAAGCGAUUUGAAAAGUGCUUAUGAAGCCGGUAAGGAGCCAGCUUCUCCCAGACAAGUUCUUAUGCAGGGUCUUAUGAGACCCUUGUUGUUAUUCUACAAAUCACCGAUCGUGCUGCUUCUUUCUCUCUAUAUGGCUCUUGUUUACGGUCUGCUGUAUCUUUUCUUCACCACCAUCUCCGAGGUUUUCACAAGCCAGUAUGGCUUCUCUGUGGGCCUAUCAGGGCUCGCAUAUCUGGGUAUUGGAUUUGGCUUCAUGGCAGGACUUGCUGGCAUUGCUAUGACCAACGACCGCCUCGUGAUGAGACUCACCAAGCAAAACGGCGGAAAGUUUGAACCCGAGAUGCGACUUCCGAUGAUGUUGAUCUUCUCAUGCAUUCUCCCAAUCAGCUUCUUUUGGUACGGCUGGACAGCCGAUAAGCAUGUCUUCUGGAUAGUGCCCAUCAUCGGAAUGUUUCCCUUUGGAUUAGGUAUGAUGGGCGUGUACAUGCCUAUUCAAACAUACGUUAUCGACUGCUAUCCCGCAUACGCAGCAUCUGCAAACGCCACCUUGACUGCAACACGCUCACUGGUUGGUGCUUUACUUCCCCUAGCUGGGCCUGCAAUGUUCGAUGCUCUGGGCCUCGGUUGGGGAAACUCUCUGCUUGGAUUUUUGGCACUGGCGUUUGUUCCACUUCCUAUAAUCUUCACUAAGUACGGAAAGGUGAUUCGAGAGAAGUGGCCAGUGAACCUUGAUGGCACCAAAUCGUGA
This is a messenger RNA of Penicillium brevicompactum, 1563 nucleotides long. RefSeq names its product MFS transporter. Gene Ontology annotation, cellular component: membrane. Bases 1 to 1563 code for a protein of 520 amino acids. Gene Ontology annotation, biological process: transmembrane transport. The transcript has 3 exons. Gene Ontology annotation, molecular function: transmembrane transporter activity. The record is from RefSeq and is a predicted model, not a curated record. Lineage: Eukaryota; Fungi; Ascomycota; Eurotiomycetes; Eurotiales; Aspergillaceae.